AUGGUGACGAAGGAAGAGGCACAUACGAUAGCGAGGAGCAGAGCUCGAGCCUACCAGCAUGGUGCUGCCGGAAAAGUGGUCGACCUUCGAAGCGAUACCGUGACGAGGCCUUGCCGGGAGAUGCGGCGGAGGAUGGCAGAGGCGGAGGUCGGAGAUGACGUGUAUGGGGAAGACCCCACGACAAACCAUCUUGAGGGAGUAGUUGCGAAGCUGCUGGGCAAGGAGGACGCGGUUUUGAUGGCCUCUGGUACCAUGGCAAACUUGAGUGCAAUCCUCGCACAAGCGGGACGAGGGGAGGAGGUGAUCGCCGGCGAGGCCAGUCACGUCUACAGGUGGGAGCAGAGGAACGUGAGCGCCUUGGGCGGAUGUGCCCUGACUGCUUGGCCAAACGCGUCAGAUGGCUCGAUCCUCAUGCCUGAUCUUCCUGCUCUCUGCUCCUCUGUAGAUGCCCACGUCCCCAUCCCUCGACUCGUGUGCCUUGAAAACACGCACGGAGGAUGUCUGGGUACAGCAGUGGGACGAGAGGAGAUGAGGGAGAUGGGUCGUAAGAUCAAGGCUGCGGGUCUUGGACUCCAUGUCGACGGAGCUCGACUCCUCAACGCUGCAGUCGCGCUGGACGAGGAGCCUUCGACCCUCGUUGCCUGUGCCGAUACCGUGAGCGUGUGCCUCAGCAAGGGGCUCGGAGCUCCGGUAGGAAGCGUUCUUGCUGGAAGUCAGACGACCAUAGCGCACGCGAGGAGGUGGAGGAAGGCGUUGGGAGGAGCGAUGCGACAGUCGGGGAUGCUUGCGGCUGCAGGGCUGUACGGGCUGGAGGGGUACAAGGAGCGACUGAGGGAGGAUCAUCGGCGAGCAAAGGAGCUACGAGAGGAGCUCAGGUCAGUCAGCAAGAGACUCGGAGGCUUCGAGGAACGCGCGGCGCCUCACCCGACCAACAUGGUCUUCCUUGACUUGUCGUGCUCGGGGUUGAAGGCAGAGAGGUUGAAUGAGGAGAUGAGGAGGAGAGGGGUGCUGGUCUCUUCCUAUGAAGGCGGGUCGACGUGUGUUCGGUUGGUUCUCCAUCGAGACGUGGACGACGACGACCUUCGACUUGUUAUUCUUCACAUUCAAGACUCGAUCCAACAUCUCCUCCGCUCUUCGCACUGA
Messenger RNA from Guillardia theta CCMP2712, 1143 nucleotides. RefSeq lists its product as hypothetical. Gene Ontology annotation, biological process: L-threonine catabolic process; glycine biosynthetic process. Lineage: Eukaryota; Cryptophyceae; Pyrenomonadales; Geminigeraceae. The record is from RefSeq and is a predicted model, not a curated record. Gene Ontology annotation, cellular component: cytosol. The coding region runs from base 1 to 1143 and encodes 380 amino acids. The transcript has a single exon. Gene Ontology annotation, molecular function: L-allo-threonine aldolase activity.